CGCAGCUCCUUAUGCUACCCACAGCCAUGUACAGCCUGUACACCAACACCAAGCACCAAGCAGGGCCCACGGAGAAGGAGGAGGAUGGAGAGGACUAUGAGAACUCAGCACCCCUCUAUAAGGACCUUCCUCCAAAGCCAGGUUCAGUGGCACCACCGAGGCCACCCAAGGCAGGAAAGAAAGUGGAGAACUCCCCUCUUCCUCGAAAGCCCCCGAAGAUCACAGCCCUGGACCUCCCUCCAGUCACCUCCACAUCUAAUCCCUUGGGUGUCACACAUCGGGAUCCGCCUUCGUUCCCGCCUUCCCUAACCACCCCAGCCCCAGCGACUCCAGGACCCUGGACCAGUCAGAAGUCCAGGGGUUCUGGAUGUCACUGGGAGGAGAGGUUGUUGAUGUUCCUGUGUCUGCUGGUGGCGACUUCACUGCUCUUGAGUGGCAUCAGUCUGGCUGUGGCCGUCCUUAAGUACCAGGAGGUGGUGGAAACACUGAGAAUGGUGUCUGUCCAGCAGAAGGCAUGGCAGGAAAAUGUGACUGGCGUGGGAGGGCUGGCAGGCCUGAAGAAGGACAUUGACCAUGUAAGAGCUUACACAAACCAGUCCCUGGCGGAACUUCGGGCCUUGUUAGAAUGUACCAAGGUUACCUGCCCUGACGACUGGCUCCCGUUCGAGAGCAAGUGCUACUACUUCUCCCCGGGCACCAAGUCAUGGGAUGACGCCCGGCAGUUCUGCCAGGAGAACUACUCACAUUUGGUCAUCAUUGAUAGUCUGGCUGAGCACAACUUUGUGGCCAAGGCUCAUGGCUCUUCGCGGGUUUACUGGCUGGGGCUGAAUGACAAGGACAAAGAAGGCAACUGGAGGUGGCUAGAUGGCUCCCCUGUCACAUUAAGCUUCUGGGAGCCACAUGAGCCCAACAAUGCCUUUGGAAGUGAAGACUGUGCCAGCAUGAAAAAAGACGGCACCUGGAAUGAUCUCCCUUGUGGCACAACUACGUAUUGGAUUUGUGAGCAGAAAUGUUCCUGUUGA
Fukomys damarensis (Damara mole-rat) is the source of this 1022-nucleotide messenger RNA. RefSeq names its product C-type lectin domain containing 17A (gene Clec17a). The transcript is spliced from 12 exons. Lineage: Eukaryota; Metazoa; Chordata; Mammalia; Rodentia; Bathyergidae. The coding region runs from base 12 to 1022 and encodes 336 amino acids. The record is from RefSeq and is a predicted model, not a curated record. Gene Ontology annotation, molecular function: signaling receptor activity.